UCUGAGUGUUGUUCUUUAUUUACUGUCCUGAUUUUAGAACUUUUUAAAUACGGGUAGCCAGAUUUUGUUCAUUUCAUUGUUUCCUCUUUUCUGUUGAAGUUGUCAUGCUUGUGGAUUUCAGUGGCUUCCCUGUGUAGUCUGACAUGGUGGUUGUGAGAGUGGUCCAAACUGUUUUUUGUUUCCUGAAAUGAGCACCAAUAGGGCCUGCCCCACGAUGGAGCGUAUCUAUGGCGCGUGUUGGCCAGGUUUCCCGAGGCCUUCUAGGCAUGAGAACUCAGAGAGCCGGCCCUUUAAGGCUGUCUCCUCAGAGAAGAUCCAGCCAGCCGCCCUGAGAGGGAAGCUGGUCCUGGCCUGGAGAGAGAAGGACCACUUAGGCCUCUCAUAAAAGAAAUCCACCAGGAACUUGCAGUCAAUGGCUCAUGGACCAGCACUGGUACUUGGAACAUCAUUUUGAGUAGUAAUGCCAUACAUAUCUGGCAGUCCACAUAGCUAAAGGCAGUUGUGCACAAGCAAGCAAUCUGAGACAAUAAGUGUGGAUCUUUUCAACAAAAGUAUGAAGCAUUUGGUGGACAUGCUCUAAUGCUCAUCCUCAUCCUAUUCUUCAGAAAAAUCCUCGUUCUCAUAAUAGAAGUUUUUAAGACAGCACUGCUGGUCACAGCUGACCUCCAUCCAGAGCGCUCAAGAGCCAGGGCUUCCCAGUUCUCGGUGUCUAUGCCACAGUUUUUAAGGUUCAGAAGAUUUACUGGGCACAUGAACAAUCUCAUGCUGGCACAGAUAAGAUACAUAUUUCCCAUCAUUUGUUGAUGCUGUGAACAAAAAUGACGCAGAUGUGGGGCAUCCUGCAUUUCUAAAGCAAUGAUAAUUGUAGCUAUUCCAAUCUGCAUUGUGGGAUUAGUUGGGAAUGCAUUAGUUUUCUACUUUCUUUCCUUUAAGAUCAAGAAGACAAAGUUCACUAUGUAUAUACUGAAUAUUACUGUCGGUGAUACUCUUGUUCUGGUCUAUCAAUAUAUAUAUUUCAUGCUAUUUUUGCAACCAAUUCAACUUAGUGGACCCAUCUCACAUUUUCUAGAGUUAAUGUAUGUUUUUGGAGACAACUCUAGCUUCUUUGCAUUAACAAUUGUUUGUCUUGAAAGGUGUUUCUCAGUCUUUCCCCCUAUCAUCCGUCGAUUUAAACGUCCAAAGCAUCUUGCAGUUUAUAUUUCUAUUGCAUUGUGGAUCUUCUCUGGCCUGGUAUCCAUAAUUGAAUAUUAUGCAUGCAGACCAAGAUUCUAUGCAUAUCUGGAGGAAGAUAGUCACCACUGCUAUGUUCAAACGAUAGUCAAAAUUGUCAUUGGGUACGCAAUUUUCAUUCCCCUCAUGGUCUUUUCCACUCUGGCCAUUUUUAUCAGAAUGCUACAAAAAAGACUAGAAAGCAUUCCUGCGGUGUUCGAUUUUACCAUCAUAGCUGUAGUUAUUCUUUUUCUUGUAUUUCAAGCUUCAAUUAGAAUUUUCAGUACUCUAGAAUACUGGUAUGAUUCAAUAGGCCUACCUCUCUUUACAAUAUCUGUCUUAUUUGAUACUAUAUCAAGCAGCAUCAACCCUUUUUUAUAUUUUUUCAUGGGAUAUUUCACUUACGGAAAACGUUAUCCACUCGAAGUUCUUCUUCGGACUGCUUUGCAGGAGGAAAGCAAUACGAUAAAUAGCACGGUAAAUAACACGGUAAAUAACACGGAAAAUAGCAUGGAAAAUAGCACAGAAAAUAGCACGUAAUGACACCAAAGCAGACUAAAACAAAAACUGAUGGACUUCAGAAAUCAAAUGAAAAUAGACAGAUUUAUUCAAUUCCAAGCUGAAAAAUAAAUAUAUUAACAGAU
This is a messenger RNA of Anolis carolinensis (green anole), 1853 nucleotides long. RefSeq names its product proto-oncogene Mas. The record is from RefSeq and is a predicted model, not a curated record. Gene Ontology annotation, biological process: G protein-coupled receptor signaling pathway. Gene Ontology annotation, molecular function: G protein-coupled receptor activity. Gene Ontology annotation, cellular component: membrane. Lineage: Eukaryota; Metazoa; Chordata; Lepidosauria; Squamata; Anolidae. Bases 856 to 1749 code for a protein of 297 amino acids. The transcript has 5 exons.